UUCCUCCCCUAGUGCCUCGCGUGGUCCGGUCGCGCGGUCCGGUCGUCUGUCACGCAGCGCGCGGGGGCGCAGCUUUCUCGCCGCCCAGGUGAAGCUUCUGGGAGCCUCUAAGGAAGUGCGGAGGAGCCACAUUGGCUGCCGGUAGGAUGUUGGGCCGAAGUCGCCUCACCUUCGUCCUUCUGGCCGCGGCUGUCACCUGUGCUGAGGCGCAGCACGCGCCACCGUGGACAGAAGACUGUAGAAAAUCAACUUAUCCUCCUUCUGGACCAACGUAUAGAGGACCAGUUCCAUGGUACACCAUAAAUCUUGAUUUACCACCCUACAAAAGAUGGCAUGAAUUAAUGGUUGACAAGGGACCAAUGCUAAAGAUUAUAGUGAAUUCCUUUAAGAAUAUGGUAAAUACAUUUGUGCCAAGUGGAAAAGUUAUGCAGAUGGUGGAUCAGAAGUUGCCUGAUCUACUUGGUCAGUUUUCUGGUCCUUAUGAAGAAGAAAUGAAAGGAAUUGCAGACGUUACUGAGAUACCUUUAGGAGAGAUUAUUUCAUUCAACAUUUUUUAUGAAUUGUUUACUAUGUGCACCUCAAUAAUAACUGAAGACAAGAAAGGUCAUCUACUACAUGUUAGAAACAUGGAUUUUGGAAUAUUUCUUGGGUGGAACAUAAAUAAUAACACCUGGGUCAUAACUGAGGAACUAAAACCUUUAACAGUGAAUUUGGACUUCCAAAGAAACAGUAAAACUGUCUUCAAGGCUACAAGCUUUGCUGGCUAUGUGGGCAUGUUAACAGGAUUCAAACCAGGACAGUUUAGUCUUACACUAAACGAACGUUUCAGCAUGAAUGGUGGUUAUCUGGGUCUCCUAGAAUGGAUUUUGGGAAAGAAAGAUGCCUCAUGGAUAGGGUUUAUCACUAGAUCAGUUCUGGAAAAUGCUACAAGCUAUGAAGAAGCCAAGAAUAUACUGGCCAAGACCAAAUUAUUGGCCCCAGCAUACUUUAUUCUGGGAGGUAACCAGUCUGGGGAAGGGUGUGUGAUUACACGAGAAAGAAAGGACUCUUUGGAUAUAUAUGAACUUGAUCCUAAACAGGGUAGAUGGUAUGUGGUACAAACAAACUAUGACCGAUGGAAAAACCCCUUAUUCCUUGAUGAUCGUAGAACACCUGCACAGACGUGUCUAAAACGCACAACCCAAGAGAAUCUCUCAUUUGCAACCUUGUAUGAUAUUCUAUCAACAAAACCUGUCCUCAACAAGCUGACUGUAUUUACAGCCUUGAUGGAUGUUACAAAAAAUCACUAUGAAGCUUACCUUCGGGAUUGUCCAGACCCUUGUGUGGGCUGGUGAGCACACAUCUGCCCUACGGAACAUGCUGAGAUAUGAAGACAUGCUGUCCAGCAUGGUUGACCAAUGCAGCUGUCUGAAUUCCCUCCGAAGGCUAAAGACUCUAGGCUGGUUCUCUGAGUCAUAAGCUAGCCUUUCUCAGUAUUUUUACAUUUAGCAGACUGUUUUUGCCAUCACAAUUGAUUCUUCCUAUUCACAGGUUACUUCUUUAAGUGAAGUAAACAGUCUUCUAGAAUUUGCUGAGAAUCAUUUCUCUUCAACAUUUGCGGAUUGGGAUAAGCAGUUAAACCACCUCCAUAGAAUUUCAAAUCACAAUUCUCUACAGGCAUUUAAACUAGUAACCCUGUGUGACUAAUGUAAAAGUAAAUACUCCACAUUAUUCAGUUUUUUACUUUCAUCAACAUAAUUGUGUAUUUUUCUGUGUAGCAAAAUUUUCCUUCUAACUACUAAGAAAAUUGAUGUAUCAUUGCAUUUGCUAUUAGUGACAGCAAUGUAAUUUCAUUCCAUUUGACUGGGAAGUUGAGACAGACAUUCAGUAUUUCCUUUAAUGGGCAGUAAAUGGGCCUUACUCUGUAAACAUGAAUUAGUCAAUAUCCAACGUAGUUUUUUAUAAAAAGAAUCGCAGCACUCUGUUUUUCAUAAUUAUUCUACCUCCUGGUAACCCAGGAAGUUGCAAAAUUUAAAAAUUUGAGUCUAAGCUGGGCAUGGUGGCACAUGCCUGGAAUCGGGGGACUGAGGCAAAAGGAUCAAAAGUUUGAGCCCAGCCUGGACAACUUAAUGACUCAACAAGACCCUGUCUCAAAAAGGCCCUGGGUUCAAUUCCCCACUGCCAAACAAAACAACCAAAACUGAGUCCAACAUUCUGUGAACUGGUGAAUAAACUUCAAAGACUUGAAAAUAGGAAAUAGGAGGUGAACUAAUUGAAUUUUCACAAGUAUCACUGAUUUAAUACAUAGGUUUUUAGUUUGUCCUUCUGAAAAACAUGUAUUUUAAAAAAACUUUUAAUACAGUAAUUAAAAAUAUUUUUCAGAAAUCUAUAAAAAAUGCUAACAGAACUUGUUAAUCUCUCACAAUUAACUGAAACAUAUGCUAUUUGUGCAAGACUGUGUCCACUUCAUUUUGUAUAAUGUUAGUUGUAUCAUGAUGCUCAAUAAACAUUCAGUCAACACUCAUGCA
This is a messenger RNA of Heterocephalus glaber (naked mole-rat), 2507 nucleotides long. RefSeq names its product N-acylsphingosine amidohydrolase 1 (gene Asah1). Gene Ontology annotation, cellular component: lysosome. Gene Ontology annotation, biological process: fatty acid metabolic process. The record is from RefSeq and is a predicted model, not a curated record. Gene Ontology annotation, molecular function: N-acylsphingosine amidohydrolase activity; fatty acid amide hydrolase activity. Lineage: Eukaryota; Metazoa; Chordata; Mammalia; Rodentia; Bathyergidae.